This is a messenger RNA of [Torrubiella] hemipterigena, 6366 nucleotides long. Lineage: Eukaryota; Fungi; Ascomycota; Sordariomycetes; Hypocreales; Clavicipitaceae. The record is from the annotation of a GenBank genome assembly.
UCGGUGUUCUGUUAUCAUCCGUUGUAAUUCUAUCAGCUCAAUGGCUUCCACUCAAAUAUGAAUCAAAUCAAUCUCGUUUCCUUAUGAUACUCACAAUACGGCAUGGAUUCCUCUCCAAGCACCAGUUCUGGUGCUGUUCGCAAGAAGCCUCGAGUGUCCAUUGCAUGCACCAACUGUCGUGCUCAGCAUUUACGAUGCGAUGCCAAAAUGCCAAAAUGCUCUCGCUGUACUUUCUUAGAGAAAAAAUGCGUCUAUAAAGAUUUACGGCGCACCAAGACAGCAGCCUGCCGUUCCUCCGUAUUGGACGAGGUGGCUGAGGCGAUCCCAUUGAGCUCGACAAUCACUCUGGAACCAGUCACAACGUUCCCGUUGACCCCAGCAUCGGUGACACUGCAGCAAUCAACUUCAAAUUCAAUGCCUUUACAACCUUUGAGUCAACCAGAAACGCUCUCAUCAACGCCAAAUCGACUCUUGGACUCAUUCUACUCAUGGUUCUUCCCAGCGCAUCCUUUCGUCCUGCCCAGAUCAAGGUUCGAAUCAUACUGUCAGAAAGAUCCAGGCGCUAUAGCAUCGCUUAAGUCAGCCAUGGAAUUGAUUGGUUCACAUUAUGAACAUAGAGUGUUGGAUAAGAGCAGCCGGCUAGCCUUGGAACAGUGCUUGAGCAAACGGCUCGCUCCAUCUGUUUUUCAGGUCCAGGCGCUAAUGUUAUAUGCGUUGAUACUUGAAUGGAGCGGCGACUGUCCUGAUGCUGAGCAAAUAUUGAGCAAAUCAAAAUCUAUGGCAUUAGAUAUGGGUCUACAUUGGCGCAUGUUCACCGACAAACAUGGACGCGGGGACAGUGUCCUGCAAGAGAGUAUGCGCAGAACCUGGUACGAAUUGUAUAUACUGGACAGCCUUUUUGCCGGAAUCCGUCAUCUGCCCACUUUCGAGCUCCACAGUGUCGACUUUGACGUGGACUUGCCUUGCGAAGAAUCCGACUACACCUCACUUACCAUCCCCACGCCUCGUUCACUGGCGGAAUACGACAACCGCGAAUUUGAAUAUGGCGAAACAACUUUUUCUUCCUAUACAUAUCUAAUCGAUGGUGCUCGAAUUCUAGGCACUUGUCUAGCAGCGGGCGAUGUUGCUGGCAAAAAUCCGCUGGAUCUUGUCAAGAAUGCCGAGGCCAACGUCAUGAGCUGGCAUCUUCACCUUCCUGCAAGCAAGCGAGACCCUGUUCAACAAAACAAUUUUGUAGAUGAAGUACUCUUUAGGGGCCAUCUAAUGAUCCAAACCGUAGCAACUCACCUCCACCGGCCACGAUCUGUGCUCGAAUACAGUACAAUGGAACUUUUGUGUUCAAGAUACGCACCUCCUCUGCCGGCUGAGGUCCUUUCACGAGAAGAGCGCCAAAGUGACCGGCACACCUCCAAAGCCAUACUAGCUGCCAAAGCAUUCGUCGAUUUACUAUCUGUUCCAGCGCCUCCUAUUUCUCAUUCCCCAUUCGUUAUGUGCAUGGGUUCGCUAGCCAUGGCCACGCAUCUAUCGGCGUGUGAAUACAUGCUCAAGGGACAUGAGUAUGCGCAUGCCAAGGAUCGUGUCCGCGUCUUCCUAGGCAUUCUCAAGGCUUUCGAAGGCAUCUGGCCACAAGCUACGAAGUGGUCAAGCGAAGUCAAGUUCAUGGCCAAGGCUGUUUUCGAGGUGAAAGACUCGCAAGGAUUGCCCUCGCGUUCUAGCCAAACCGUGGGAAACAUCAGCAUGGAUAUUUUAGACAAGGAUAGAGUGGAAGAUCUCAAUGUAUAUUUUGACACAACAGCAACCGAAUCGACCGAAUCGUAUCCGCCGAUAUGAAUAUAUACAAAUUAAUCAUUUCAUUUUUAGAAUAAUAAUAGUACAUACUUAAAACUGGAUCACAACCUUGCCCUUCCUACCACGCUUGGCGGCAUGUUCCCAUGCAGCUUUCGCGUCAUCAACUCCGAACUCCUCAAUAGCUAGAGGCUUCAAGACAUUUUCCUCUAUGAGGCUUCCGAUAUGGCGAAGCAUUUCAGCAUCUGGCGAUACUAUAAAGAAUGUCCACUUCACAUUCGGAUAAGUCGCCAACUCCUUUGGUUCACCGCGGCCAAACGCCCAUUCUGGAAUAGGGUCUCCGACAGUAACAAGGUGACCAUCACUUUUCAGUGUUUGCCAACACCUGUCAAGCGUUUCACCGCCAACUGUAUCAAACACAAGAUCCAUAUCUUUGACCUUCUGAUGCCAGUCAGGAGCGCUGUAGUCGAUGCAUUCCUUCGCGCCAAGGGCUACCACAUCGGCCUGUUUCGUACCCGAAGCCAGUCCAAUCACAUGUGCGUCCAAGAGCUUGCUAGCCAUUUGAACAACCAUGCUUCCCACGGCACCAGAUGCACCAGUGACAAACACCUUUGCUCCCCGUUGCAGCUUAGCGUGGGUAAACACUCCUUCCCAGGCAGUGAGUACAGGGAUAGGAAGCGCAGCAGCGCUCUCAUGAGAAAUCGUCUUUGGUUUGAUUGAAAGCUCUGACGCCAUAACGGGAGCGUAUUCGGCCUGGCCUCCCUGUCUUGCUGAAGCAGCAAUCAUACCAAAGACUUCAUCGCCAACCCGGAGCGGACCGUUGUAGCCAGGGCCGAGGCUGUCGACAACACCCGAGAUGUCGUGGCCAGGUACUUGGUCUUCAGAAGCGUAAAGUUCUGGCCAAGAGACUUCGUCUGCGGUGAUUCCAGCGGCUUUGACUUGGACAACAACUUCAUUUGCGGCGGCUGUUGGCUUCGCCAUGUCGGAGGUGAGAGAGAUGGUGUGGCUCUCGGCGGAGCCUAAGAUUUGUACGGCCUUCAUUUUGAUAUGCGAGUCUUUGUUGUUUGAUUCACAUAGCUAUCAUAGGUGCUACCUCAGUCGGAUUUAUAUACUCCUUUGACUAAGCGCAUAACGUAUCAAUCACGUUACGGAUGGCUGAGCCCCGGGUCGGGUCAUUCGGGUCGGGUCCCCCGCUCCGGCCCGGUGUGGGUCUCAGCGCCGUGCGAGCCGGUCCUGGGAAUAGACUGUGUGAUUUGUGGCAUGUGUGUACUGAUUCGGGGUAUAUUCAAGUAAUGUCGCUACUAAUAGGCUAUCUCCUCUUUGGCAUCUUCUUUUCUUCGAGUUCUUCGAUAUCCUUCUUUUUAUGGAAAUGCGGCGCUAGUUCCGCAAGCCAUUUCGCUUCAAUAGGCAUAACGCUGCGCAUAUACUCCUUUGUAGUCUGCACCAGUUCAAAGUACACCACCAUUUUCUCUGGCGGGUUAACAGACAUCAAGACACUGCUGGGAUGGACCCAUACGGUGGCAUUGCUCUUGACCGUGCGGUAGCUGUCACCACUUCGCUGCAGUCUAGCUGCGUUGGGGAAGAAGCCAGCCGUAAUGGCUCGCUUGAUAGGGAUGAUGUUUGUAGCGCCGCAUGUUGAUGGCGCAACUUCCACGCGCUCGCAAAGCUUCGAAAGUUGAUCACGCACAUCUCUAGCACGGGUCAAUGAUCUCUGCUGCAGGAAGUUCUCCUUUGACCAUACAGGGGAGAAGUCGCUGUCAACCCACUGAUUCCAGAUGUUAAGUAGUGUGAUAUGGUCGCCUCCAUCCUUGAUGGUAAAGCGGUUCCUUGCACUGUCGGCAUGAAUCUUCUUGUCCUUUGGUCGGAAGAAUAGCGCAGAUGCCUCUCCGAGCAUAGAAACAAUAGAUAGCACCUCUUCGACACAGCCCUCCUUAUCAGCCGCCAAAACAGCCUUGGCCAGCGUCGGCUCAGUCGGAAAUUCAGCCAUUUGGCGCCCCAGUUUCGUCAGUUCGCCCUUGUGGUUCAGUGCCUGCAAGGCAAACAGUUGGUUCAGAGCUCCGAUGAGAGACUCUGUGGGCGGCGGGUCCAUGAAUUCAAAAUCGAGUAACUCGUUGAUGCCAAGAGACUUUAGCUGAAGCACAACACUAUUCAAGUUGGUUCGCUGAAUUUCUGGCGUUGGCGACUCGUCCAUUUCGUUCAUAUACGCAAACUUGGUGUACAAGCGGAAGCAUUUACCCGGUCCGACACGGCCAGCACGACCACUUCGCUGGUUUGCAGAAGCUCUCGAGCAUGGCACAACAAUGAGAUUCGACAUGCCAGUGGCCGGGUUAUACACGUUCUCCUUGACGUAGCCAGGAUCGAUAACGUAGACGAUGCCGUCAAUAGUCAAACUGGUUUCGGCAAUGUUUGUCGCCAAGACUACUUUGCGGGCUCCUUCUGGAGUCGGUUCAAAGAUUUUCGCUUGUAGCUCAGAAGGCAGGUUUGCAUAAAUCGGGCAAAUCACUAGCUCCUUGACUCUGUUACCGAGCUUUUUGGCUGUUUCAGCAAUCUCCUGUUCUGCUGCCUCAAUCUCAUCCUGACCAGUCAAAAAGAUGAGAAUGUCACCCUUGCCUUGGGUAGUGUGUAUUUGAAAGACAGUGGUGAUGGCGGCAGCCAGAUAGUUUGCUUCGGGUGCUGGCGUGUAGUAAAUGUCGACUGGGUAUCUUCGGCCAGGGAUAUUGAAAAUGGGCGCAUCAUCAAAAUACGCUGCAAACUUCUCUGCAUUCAUGGUGGCGGAGGAAAUCAGUAGCUUGAGAUCUUUGCGUUCUCUUGCAAGAUCUUUGACGAGCGCAAGUAGAAUAUCAGUAUGGACAGUACGUUCGUGGGCUUCGUCAAUCAUCAGAGCUGAGUAGCCUGCCAAGUCAGGCUCAGUCAUGAAUUCUCGAAGAAGCAUACCGUCAGUCAUGUACUUGACUAUUGUCUUGUCACUCGUGUUGUCAUCAAAUCGUACUGAAUAGCCGACUUCGUUUCCGACCUUGACGCCCAUUUCUUCUGCAACACGGGUAGCAACACUCAUGGCGGCAACUCGACGGGGUUGAGUACAUCCGACCUUUUGGCCAUUCUUAGUGUAGCCUGCUUCGUGUAAAUAUUGGGGAAGCUGUGUUGUUUUACCACUGCCGGUUUCACCGACAAUGACAAUGAUUUGAUGGUCUUCAAGCGCAGCCAAGAAUUCGUCCCUAUACUGGUAAAUGGGCAAACUAUUUCGCGUCUCUUGAAUGCUUAGUGCCUUCUUCUCGGCGGCGUCGAUCUGCUCCUUCAAGAACCGCUGUUCUUUGGUAAGGCCAUCGGGAUUCUCGCCAGCCAUUCUCGAGUCCAAGGUCCACUGAAUGUAUUGUGUAUCGUCCAUGACAUAGUCGUAGUCUUCGUUUACCAACUCGGGUCGGCUAAUCUGAGAUUUGAUCUUGGAUGCUUGGUCACGCUCCCAUUCGUCGUGCUCUGUGAGAAACCUCUCUUGGCCUUGCUCAUCGCGGUCAACAUAUCGUUUGUACAUGGCGUCCUCCUUCUUUCUGCGAUCCAGCUUUCCUUUUUCAGUGAUGUAAUCCUCUGGCAUUACGUAGCCAUCGCGGUGGUCGUCAAUUCGUAAUCUCUCCUCUGCUAGUCGCAGAAUCUCUCUAUUUUGGGCAAAAUCUGCUUUUUCCCUUUCUGACAAGCGUACACCACUUUCCAGUUCGGCGGUUUCGUCGGCAACUUGCUUUCGCAGCAACGCCAAUCGUUCGACCUCUCGCUUCUUAAGAUAUUCUUGACGCGCGCGUUCGCGCAAGCCAGGCAUGGCAGCUUCUCGGGCGACGGCAUCAUCGGCUAGUUGUCGACGAGCAGACGCCUCACCAUCUCGGUGAUCCUUUUUCGAUUUGCCACCGUCUUUUUCCCUAAGUCGCUUCGCAAAGGCCUCUCGCUCUUCAAUAUCCUUUUGUCGAUUGCGCUCCUCUCGCGCGCCAUCGGAAAGCUCAUCGUCGGGCGUUUCUUCGUGGUCGAUUUUGAUUCGUUUGUUGGCCGACUCUUGUCUGUCUGAUUCGUCCAUUUGUUGCUCUUCUUCUUGUUCUUCGUCUGCCCAGCGAUCUUCAAAGGCAGCGUCGUUGUCGCGUUUGCGAUACGACUUGGAAGACGUGUGUCGGCUAGAGGUGUUAUGUCGUGGAGACCUUGAACGGCUGUCGUCGCGAUGAUGUCUUGAUGAUUUCGAGGGGCGAUCACUCCGUUCACGGCUUCGGUCUCUAUGCCUUCGAUCAUCUCGGUCUCGGUCUUGGUCUCUAUCGUGAUCACGAUCUCGGUGUCGUCUGCGAUGCUUCUUGUCUUUGGAAACCUUUUGAGGGCCGACCUCGCUGUCUUCCAUAGGAAGGAAGGCGUAUUUCUUGGAACUCAUGUCGACCGCUAAUUCCAAUUCCCUCAAAUUCUCCAAUAUAACCCGUCGGACGAAAAUAAAGACGCUGCGUCGGCAAAGAAAACCGAGCUCGUGAUGUUUCGUCGAUUUUCUGCCAGUGGCUGCCUUGAAGUAGCAUCUGGCGCGCCAGCCAAUCACAGCGCAGCAAAAAUUACAGGCGUUGACAC